AUGUUCCCAUCCACCAACUACACGCUUUCGCAAGAGCUACAGGACGCCCUUCCAUCGUCCUCAUCUCAAGCUCUCAGCACACACACUGCGUGGGAUGCCCGCGCGACCCAGCCCACCGUCGGGCAACAAGCAGACUUCUGGCCCGUCGGCCAAUCACCGCUUGACGCCUCUCCCCUCGACGCAUAUCCAGGUGCGGCCGCCCCCAGCUACGAUCCCAUGAUCCUUCCCCCGUACCAGCAACAUCCGCCCGCGGGGCCGAUGGAGUACGGGGACAUUCCUACAUUCGACCUCGCGCCGCGCCUCCCCCCCAGCCCGCCUACGAUGAUAUGCGCCAAAUGCCAACAAUCAUACGACCCCGAGGCGAACCACGAGAGCGCGUGUUUCAGGCCACACGCCGCUGUCCCAAUUCUAGCUUACAUCCGCGGAGGGAAGGCGAUGUACCCCGUCCUCUACCAUCCUUGCUGCAGCGGGUACCAGCUCGCGCUUGGGGCGCAAGGGGUCUCGGGCUGUUACGUUGCGCCUCAUUACCCGGCCGCAUUCCCCUCAGCCGGCCCCUCCUUCUCGCUACCCAACUCCCACUCCCCUGCCCUUGCCUUCACUCCCGCGGAUCCCGUAGGCUGGACAGCGCCCGCUGUGGCGGACCCCUCACAGGCGAACUUCCAGUGA
Trametes versicolor FP-101664 SS1 is the source of this 666-nucleotide messenger RNA. RefSeq lists its product as uncharacterized. The transcript has a single exon. NCBI's taxonomy places the organism in Eukaryota, Fungi, Basidiomycota, Agaricomycetes, Polyporales, Polyporaceae. Bases 1 to 666 code for a protein of 221 amino acids. The record is from RefSeq and is a predicted model, not a curated record.